UAGUUGGAAUUAGAAACUUUCCCCAAACUAUGUCAAUUUGUGAGCAAGUUAACGUGUCAUGCAAAAUUGCUUUACAUCUUUACACCGCUCUGUUAUCUUCAAUUCUUCAUCCCGUUUCUCCGACGAUCUCUAUCCCAUUCUCUCUCUUGCUUGUUCAGUUGUAUACAAGUUUGAGCACAGAAAAUGGCGGAACGUUACUUCAAAAAUGAAAUGCCGGAUUACAUUCCAGAAACAUCAACAACACUAACAACUGCAACAACUACUGGAAAUACGCUUCUUACGCUCCUUUCCAUGGAUUACAACGCACUUGCUUCUUUAAUGGAGAGACAAGCUUUAGACAUCAAAGAAACUGUUGUUGUAGAAACAUGGGGAAGAAGUGGGCAGAAUGUAGUGGAUUUUACCCUCUAUGUUGGUGAUCUUGGAACUGCUUUUUUGUUGUUUAAAUCUUACAAAGUUACCAAUAACAUCCAUGAUCUUACUCUUUGUCAUGAGAUUGUUAAGGCUUGUGAUCAUGCUUCUUCUCAUUCAAGGGAUGUGACAUUUAUCUGUGGCCGCGCUGGAGUAUGUGCACUUGGAGCGGUGGUAGCUAAGCAUAUGGGAAAUGAGCAGUUGCUUAACUACUAUUUAACACAGUUUAAGCAGAUCAAUCUACCCAAGGAUCUUCCAGAUGAGUUAUUGUAUGGUCGUGCUGGGUUCCUUUGGGCUUGUUUAUUCAUCAACAAACAUGUUGGCGAUGGGACUAUUCCUCCUAUGAUCAUGAGAUCUGUCAUUACUGACAUUAUAGAGGACGGACGAAGAAUGCCCAACAAGGGGAAGUGGCCACUCAUGUUUCAAUGGUAUGGGGAGAAGUGUUGGGGUGCUGCCCAUGGACUGGCUGGUAUAAUGCAUGUUUUGAUGGAAACAGAUUUGAAGCCGGAUGAACGUGAAGAUGUCAAGAAUACACUUUUAUCUAUGAUCCAGAACCGGUUUCCUAGUGGUAAUUAUCCAGCAAGUGGGGAAGAUUCCAGACGGGAUCUUCUUGUACAUUGGUGUCAUGGAGCUCCUGGUGUUGCCCUCACACUUAUUAAGGCGUAUGAGGUACUUGGGGAUAAGGUGUUCCUGGAGGCAGCUGCAGAAGCAGCAGAGGUGGUUUGGAGACGUGGAUUGCUCAAGCGGGUCGGAAUUUGCCAUGGAAUCAGUGGAAAUACAUACGUUUUCCUCUCUCUCUACCGGGUGACUAGAAAUCCGAGUUACUUGUAUAGAGCCAAAGCUUUCGCUUCCUUCCUUCUUGACAAUGCCCAUAAGCUUAUAGCUGCUGGGGAGAUGCAUGGUGGUGACAAUCCCUACUCUCUGUUUGAAGGCAUUGGGGGUAUGGCUUACCUGUUUCUAGACAUGAAAGAACCAACUUCUGCUAGGUUCCCAGCGUAUGAACUCUAGACUUUUGGUGCCAGAGAAUUUGAGUCUUUCCUCUUGUUUCACUUGGUUUCAGAACAUGUAUAAUGUGUGUCAUAACUUUCAUCCUACGGAAUCGUAAAUUUCUGUUUUUUUUUUUUCUUGUGUGAGAAACCACUAUCACUAUGUCAUCUGUAUUGUAUAUAGCUCUCUUGAAUUUAAUAAUCUCCAGAGUUGCAUUUUACAGUAAAUCCCCUCUCUUUCCGAAUUCACUUGAACAAUGCAGUUAACUUAGGAUAAUUCAGGGUAUGUACCUUUCAUGUAUAAGUUUAAAACAUAGUAUAUAAGCCUUUAUUUCCAAAGAAGCUUUCACAGAUCAGAUCACACAACUUAACUGAAGCCUUGUCAUCUGAUCAAGUCCUUCAAGGUAACUAACUACUUUAACUCAACAUGAUUGUUAUGAAAAGAAGAAUCAUUGUAUCUGUUACUUAGCACAGCAUCAUGAUAUUCUACUGAACAGUGUGCUUGUUGAGGAAGGAUAUGAUGAGUUGAUUAACCUCCUCGGGCAACUGUUCUUGAACGAAAUGGUUUCCUUCAGGCAUGAAGACAGUCUCCAGGUUAGGCACCAUUUUCUUGAUUGCUCCACUCCUUAUCGUUUCUUCCAUGCCUGGAAAUUUUAUAACAUAAUCCUUUUCACCCAUAAUAAACAAUGCUGGAGCUUCAACUAGUGGAUCUUGAACAUCAAUAGUUUGAUUCAUGCUCCUACAUUCAAAAACAAGCUAAUAUGAUGCUUUUGAAAAGCAAUAGAGAAAAAAAGCUCCAGCCUUGUCAGUUUAUUCUCUUGAUAUUGUGUUAUUGAUUUUAUAUGCUUUAGACAAGUUUACUAACUGGUAUUUUUACCUGUAUGGAACUUGCAGUGCUGUACGAAAUCCAGAUUUCUCAUACAAACUUGCAUAGGUGGAGAGGUCUUGUUCAGACAGCCACGGGGGUAUCGGAGUGUUUGGAGCAACUAGAUCCAUUAUUUCCUGAUCAUCGCUGGCUAUUGGAAGCUCGCUUCCUGAAAAUAGUAUGUACACAUUUUUUAUCACAGUCCUAACAUCAAA
Messenger RNA from Beta vulgaris subsp. vulgaris (sugar beet), 2474 nucleotides. RefSeq names its product lanC-like protein GCL2. Lineage: Eukaryota; Viridiplantae; Streptophyta; Magnoliopsida; Caryophyllales; Amaranthaceae. The transcript is spliced from 6 exons. Bases 184 to 1416 code for a protein of 410 amino acids. Gene Ontology annotation, biological process: carbohydrate metabolic process; peptide modification. The record is from RefSeq and is a predicted model, not a curated record. Gene Ontology annotation, cellular component: plasma membrane.